This is a messenger RNA of Trichobilharzia regenti, 2270 nucleotides long. NCBI's taxonomy places the organism in Eukaryota, Metazoa, Platyhelminthes, Trematoda, Strigeidida, Schistosomatidae. The record is from the annotation of a GenBank genome assembly.
GAAUUUUUAUGUGCUUAAAGUGAUGGCUUUCUAGGAAAGAGAAUACAUAUACACACUAGGACUACUCUAACUUGCUCACUCAACCAAUUAUUCGUAGAAAGAUCUGAACACAAGAAUUUGGAGAGUCAGCAAAUCAUGAUCAAAGUUUAGUUACAUCAUUGAAUGAAUGAGAAAUCUACCUCGUUUCAAUGGUGUUAAUUUCUCACUUUCCAUUCAAAGUAGAUUAAACACAAAUUGUGCAAAACAAUCCAUGCAAAAGUUAUACAGGCUGCAUUGAAAUUAAUGUGAGUGGAUAACUUAAAUCCACACACUUAAUAAGAAAAACUACAUAAAUUUAGUCUGUAACAAUUACUUAACUAGUUUGUUAAUUUUACAAUUGUUUUGUGGUUAUCGAGUUCAUCAUCACCCUCUUCUAGUAAUAUUAAUAACCAUUGAUAAUGCAAAGCAUACUAAUUAGACAUCGAGAGGCUAUUUCACUUCAUCUUAUCAUAAUCUACUUCUUAGUAUACAAAAUAACGGAAUCUAUGCUACAGUAUGGUACUCGUAUCAAUGUCUAUUCAACUGUUUGCAAAGCGUUAACAAGCCAACUGAAUGAAUCUCUUGACGAGUUAUGUCAUCAUCGGAAUAAAAAUAAAAAUCUUCAAUCAUCAUCAUCAUCAUCAUCUUCUCCUUUCACUGCCAAUCAUACAGAGUCUGCUCCAGCAGACACGGAAAUAAAUGGUUCAACGAUAAUGUCACCUGGAUCUACACUACACGCUAUAGAUAUUGAAAUUCAAUACCUAUCUGGACUAUAUCUGUUAGUUUAUCGACUUUUGCUGAAUAUACCUGCUGUGAUAUCAUGUUUAUUCUAUGGUUCAUAUGCGCAGAAAAUUGGUCAUAAGUAUAUAAUGUUAAUCCCAUGUUUAGGAUCUAUAUCAGCCUGUUUCUUUUUCAUUAUCAGUCUCUCUUCAGACUUGAAGUUAAUUCCAGAUUCGAUUAUGCUAACAUUGAUUGGUGCUACAUCCUAUGGUGUCUGUGGAAAGAGUAGUGCAGUGACUAUGGGUGUAAAUAGUUAUAUUUCUGAGAAUAGUGUUACACAGAAACGUACACGUAUGCUUGCACGACUAUUGGGAAUGAAUUUUUUAGGACUUUCUUUGGGUACAUUAUUUCUUGGUGUAUUUUAUCAAUUCUCAAAUUAUUUUGAUCUACUUAUAUUUGUGAUUGUUGGAGAUUUAUUUGCUGUUUUAUUGAUAUUUUUGGCAACUUAUCUUAAAGAUGAUGGAAAGCUGUCAUCAUCGUCGACAGAAUCAUCAGCUAUCUCAGAAAUUUCAAAUGAAAUAACAUCUACCACGAGAGAAACAUCACCAUCAUCCUCUUAUGAAAACCAAUUACACAACGAUAAAACUGAUGAAAAUCAUAAUGAAUCGGGGAAUUCAGUUUACUAUAAAGAGAAUGCAUUAUGGUAUAAAAGAAUACUGUAUGGAAUAGUUGAACCAUUCAAAACUGUCAUAUCAUCAUAUACAUUUUUAUUUAAAAAACGCGACAACCAUAGACGCCUUUAUCUCAUCAUCAUACUUGUUAGUGUUCUCUUCAAACAAAUGGCCAAGUCAGGUGAACAAGAUGUUACUCUUUUAUACUUGACCAAUGAACCAACCCUACUGUGGAGUGCUGAACUCUACGCUUUCUAUACAUCACUAUAUUACAGCUUAAUGUUUAUCCAGUUAAUAAUUCUAUUGCCAAUAUUGGAGAAGAAAUUUGCAUUUCGUGAUACAACACUAAUAUUGAUCGGUCUUAUUUCAGAGGCCAUUCGCCUUUUUGUUACUGGUCUAGUAAGGAAUACAGUAAUCCUAUUCCUCACAGCUGUCUUUGGAUCUAUGGCCAGUUUUAUUACGACAUGUACACGUUCACUAAUCAGUAAACUUGUUCAUGGGGAUGAGAUGAAUGCGAGUUUUGCAGUAAUUUCAAUACUGGAAACACUAGCUAAUCUUAUGGGUGGUGCACUGUUCACACUCAUUUAUAAUAAGUCGCUAUUAUUCUACCGGCCUUUUAUAUUUAUUCUAUCUGCUGUUUUGAAUAUUCCCCUGAUAUUUAUUUUCAUUUGGUUAAGAUAUAAACUGUUGAUUUAUGAAGUAUACAGUUCGGAACCUGAGAAAAUUUCAUCAAAUGAAGAGACCGUUGAAAACAAAUACGAAACUACGUCCUUAUAACAUGUGUUGUGUAGGCGUUUGGUGUUGGAAAUAAUGUCGCCUUGACUAUGUGAGGAAUAACAAAGCUGAGAAAGAGAAUUUCCC